Monopterus albus (swamp eel) is the source of this 1713-nucleotide messenger RNA. It is a transcript of the gene cacybp, whose product is annotated as calcyclin binding protein. Lineage: Eukaryota; Metazoa; Chordata; Actinopteri; Synbranchiformes; Synbranchidae. Gene Ontology annotation, cellular component: nucleus. Gene Ontology annotation, biological process: heart development. The record is from RefSeq and is a predicted model, not a curated record. The transcript is spliced from 6 exons. Gene Ontology annotation, molecular function: S100 protein binding; ubiquitin protein ligase binding; tubulin binding. The coding region runs from base 149 to 832 and encodes 227 amino acids.
GAAGACGACGACGAAGCAGCAGCAGCAGCCGAAGAAGAAGAAGAAGAAGAAGAAGAUUAAGUGAAGUUAAGCCAAGCCAAGCUAAGCCCUGCAGAGCAGACAAACAGAUUUCCGAAUUUAGCUAAGAUAAUCGAUCGACGAAGCCUAAAUGGAUUUACCUAAGCAGAUCAACCAGUUGGAGGCAGAUUUGCUGGAGCUGCGGUCACUCUUGGAAAAGUCAGAGAGGAAACGGGUGCAGGAACUGCUUAAACAGGAGCAGCAAAAGGUGGAGAAAGAGCUUGAAGUCAAACGACAACAGAACGAGCAAAAGACCAGGAGAGAGGCAGACUCAUCUGCUGCCUCCAAAGCAGCAUACACAGUCAAGAUCACCAACUAUGCUUGGGACCAGUCAGAAAAAUUUGUCAAAAUUUACCUUACAUUGAAAAGUGUGCACAAAGUUCCUUCGGAAAAUGUGGAGGUCAACUUUACUGAAAGGUCAUUUUCUGUACUAGUAAAGGAUCUCGAUGGGAAAAACCAUCAGAUGACCGUUCUCAAUCUCUUGUAUCCCAUUGAUGAAAAGAACAGCUACAAAAAGAUAAAAACAGACAUGGUCCUGGUCAUGUGCAAGAAGCAGACAACAAAGAAAUGGGACUGUCUAACAAAGGUUGAGAAGCAGUCUAAAGAGAAAGACAAACCCAGUUUUGAUGAGAAUGCAGACCCCGGUGAGGGUCUGAUGAGUAUGUUGAAGAAAAUUUAUGCAGAAGGUGAUGACGAAAUGAAGAGAACCAUCAACAAAGCCUGGACAGAAUCCCAGGAGAAGAAAAUACAAGGGGAAGACAUGAUGGGCUUGUGAACUGCACUCACUGCUCUUCCACAGCAGCACCAAGUGAAAGCUUCCAGGGCUGGAGCUGACACGACUUGAAUAGGAAUUGUUGUUGGUUGAAACUAAACCCAAUAUGCAUGUCAUAUUUCCACAAAAUCUAGAAUUUAUGUGUACAACUCAUAAAUAAGGUGAAAGGAAUAGUGUUUAUUUGGUCCCGUUUUGGAAACCAGGCUGCUGUCCUCUCAGCAAUCAUGAUGCAAAACCCAGUCAGUGAAUUGCAAGGAACAUUCCUAUACACUUACACCAGAUGGCAACCUAAACACAGCAACAAAUUGCACCAUGCCAUCACUGUUUUUGGUUAAGGCUGACACAUAAUGGACCCCAGAUAAAUGGUUGUCAGUUUAAUUGAAAAAUGUUAGUUCAGUGCAGCUAAACUGAAGUGAUAUGUCAGAUGUGUUCAAGUGUACCUUUGCCAAAGUCACAGUCUUAGAGCACAACAAAAACAACCAGCGGGUUCUUCUGUUUAUUUUUAGUCUUCCUAUCAGCCUUUGAUAAUCUUUUGUCUUUUCACAAACACAGUACAGCAGAUAAUUGCUGCAAAGACAGUGCUACUCAUGCAUCUGUCCAGCGUAAUGCUAGAUGUUAAUGCAUGGGUCAGAUUGAAGGUUUUGUGCAUUUUACUCAUUCCAGUUGCAUAGUGUAAUGCUCUGAGACAGUCUUUUUUUAUAUUCCUUAAUGCAGUUUGCUUCUUCUUUGCUAUUAACUGUUAUGGUUGCACUGUUCAUUUUGGUUUUCUUUCCAACAUUUGUGAAUAUGUUUUAAAAAGUCAUUUUUGGUGUUUGUCCUUGCCUUACAUCUUGACCACCCUCUGGUCUUUCAUGCAGUUUUCACAAAUAUACCUCCUGAACUGA